Gasterosteus aculeatus aculeatus (three-spined stickleback) is the source of this 2339-nucleotide messenger RNA. RefSeq lists its product as uncharacterized. Lineage: Eukaryota; Metazoa; Chordata; Actinopteri; Perciformes; Gasterosteidae. The record is from RefSeq and is a predicted model, not a curated record.
UUGCUGUGGCGUUGGUGACGUCACGGGACUGGACGCCACGCCGGAAGGAGGUCCGAGCCCGGUUGGCCGCCGCCGCCGGAAGUGAGCCGCUCCUCCGGCGUUGUUGUCGCCGAAGCGAACUGAAGAGGCGAAAUCCCAAUGGUGACAACAUGAAGAUGGAAUCUGCCGUGAAGCAGUGUUUGCUGCCCAGAGCCCAGAGAGGAGAGAAACCACACGGCGCGGACGGAGGACGGGAUGAACGUGAGUUGGAGCCGGUGGGUGAGGAGGACUCUCCUGAAGAGGACACCGAUGGAGGGGGUCCCAACAUCCGCAUCAAGGAGGAACCGCUUCCGCAGGACAUCAGUGGGGGGCACACUGGAGACCCGCCCGGCUGUUCAGACACCAACCCAGACUCCCAUACGCUCAGGGCAGAUGUGGACCAGCUGCAGGGAGGCGUGAAGGAGGAGUGUGACUCCGACCAGCGACCCGGUCCUCGGGUGACGGAGGCGGCCGUGAAGGAGGAGUGUGACUCCGACCAGCGGCCCGGUCCUCAGGUGACGGAGGCGGCCGUGAAGGAGGAGUGUGACUCCGACCAACGACCCGGUCCUCAGGUGACGGAGGCGGCCGUGAAGGAGGAGUGUGAGUCGUGGAUUAAAGAAGAGCCGGACGAGCAGGAGGCAACGGGCACCUCUGAAGGAGAUCAUGGAGAGGAGGUCUGCACAGAGUCGUCAUGUGACUUCUAUCCGUGUCCUCACUGCACGGUCUCCUUUACUGACCUGGACUUCUUGGAAAAGCACGUCAAGUGGGUCCAUCAGAAACAGUAUCUUGCCAAUCUGAAAAAAUGCCUUGCGAGCAGCACACUUCUGAUCCCCAAACACACGUGCGCCGUCUGCAGCGGCACCUUCAAAUCCAAAGUCCACAGAGGGUGCACGCCCGCGAAGCCCACCCGGCCGCCCCCCCGCAGACUGCACCCCUGCCCGACCUGCGCGCGCAGCUUCCAGUACCUGAAGAACCUGAAGAAUCACUGCCAGCGCUGGCACAGCAUGUCCGUGGUCACCGCGGGGGGGCACCUCAGCUGCGCCGACUGCGGGAAGAGCUUCAAAUCCACCUGGGGCCAGGGGCCUCACUUGUGUCACGAGGCGGCCAACGCGGAGUCCGAGGACCAGCCGAUCUGCCUGGACGUUGGCGUGCAGUGCCAGGAGUGUGGCAAGAAGAUGGGCACCCCGCAGAGCCUGCAGGACCACAUGCGCACCCACACGGGCGACCGGCCCUUCGCCUGCAGGGACUGCGGCCGGAGGUUCGUGGAGCGCAGCGGCUGGCGGCAGCACGUGAAAAUACACACGGGGGAGAAGCCCUUCAAAUGUCAGGUGUGCGGCAAGGCCUUUCUGAGAUCGCACCACCUCAAGUGCCACCUGACCACGCACUCGGGCAAGAAGGAGUAUUCCUGCGCCGAGUGCGGGAAGGAGUUCGGGUUCAAGUCCAGUCUGGAUCUCCACCUGCGGACUCACUCCGGUGAGAAGCCCUUCCCCUGCGGCGUGUGCGGGAAGAACUUUAACACCCAGAGGAACCUGAGGGUGCACAGCAAGCUGCACACCACGGAGAAGGCUCACCAGUGCGGGGAGUGCGGGCUGAAGAUCGGAGAUCUCGGGGCUUUGAAGAUCCACCUGCGGACCCACACGGGGGAAAGGCCUUACCACUGCACGGUCUGCGGCAACAGGUUCAUCCGCCUGGCGCACCUGCGAAACCACCAGCGCACCCACACCGGGGAGAAACCCUACAAGUGCGGCGACUGCGACAAGAGCUUCACCCAGUCGGGCGACCUGGUGAAGCACAAGAGGGUCCACUCGGGGGAAAAGCCCUACGAAUGCCCCGACUGCCACAACCGCUACACCUCCUCCGGGGAUCUGGGCAAGCACAGGAGGAGCCACAGCGACCUGCGGCCCUACGCCUGCCCGCAGUGCGGGAAAGGCUUCCGCUUGUCGGGCCAUUUGAAAACGCACAUGCUGACGCACACGGGGGAGAAGCCGUAUUCCUGCCCCAACUGCCUCCGCAGGUUCGCCCGCUCCCACCACCUCUCUGGUCACAUGGCCAAAUGUCGCUGAGCGCCGGUGAGAGAGCCGUAUAUAAAGGGUGGAUGCCGCCGCGCAACGGGCGCUAUAACGAAUGUACCAACCGGCAUCUGUUUGUGAUUAUUUAAUGUUAGCAUUUCUCCUCCUGCACAAUGAAAUAUGUAAUAAUUUAUUUGCUGAAUGCAUGAGCUCUGUGUGUGCUUGGUGGCCGAAGAUUUUUUUUUUUUAAAUUUAAUUUCCCAUUAAAUGGUGAAUUGUGAUUCCUUCCCAUUAAACGUCUGACACUCUUCA